Molecule: messenger RNA, 909 nt
Organism: Talaromyces rugulosus
Lineage: Eukaryota; Fungi; Ascomycota; Eurotiomycetes; Eurotiales; Trichocomaceae
Exons: 2
Coding region: 1-909 (302 amino acids)
Molecular function (GO): oxidoreductase activity
Source: RefSeq, a predicted model, not a curated record
AUGGCAGCAGCCAGUAACAACGAGAAAUUCAAGCUGGAAAACCUAUUCAAUGUCAAGGGCAAAGUCGCCUUGAUAACAGGCGGUGGCUCAGGCAUUGGUCUAAUGGCCACUCAAGCCCUAGCUACCAACGGCGCCAAAGUGUACAUUGUCGGACGCACAGAGGAAAAACUCGACCGCGUCGCCGAGUUAUAUUCCAAAAACAUUUCUUCCGGUGGUCAAAUCGUCCCUCUCGCGGCCGACGUUGCGCAAAAGGAAGACAUCGCCCGGCUCUUGAAAGAGGUUGAAUCCAGAGAGAAACACGUUUCGAUUUUGAUUAACAAUGCAGGCAUAUCGACCGAAUCACGACAAGAUGUCGAGGGACACGAGCAACAUGCCCAUGGGCUCAAGGAGGCGCUGUUCGACGACAGCUCUGCCACCUUUGACGAGUGGACCAGUGUAUACCGCACAAACGUCGCGCAGCUCUACUUUCUCACCUCUGCUUUCUUGCCUUUACUCCAAAGGGGUACAGAAGCAGAACACGGAUUCAGCAGCACCGUGAUCAACAUCUCCUCGAUUUCCGGAAUUGUCAAGGCCUCGCAACACCACUUUGCGUACAACGCGUCCAAAGCCGCGGCCAUUCAUUUAACAAAGAUGCUGGCGCAUGAAAUCAACAAUACCGCGCACCUUAAGAUCAGAAUAAACAGCAUCGCCCCGGGAGUUUUUCCGUCGGAGAUGACCGCGGGCGCGAGCGACGAGAAGCAAAAGAGUUCCUUGCCAAAGGAACAAUACGAAAAGAAAGUGCCUGCGCAUCGGCCCGGGUCGGACCAGGAUAUGGGGAGUGCGGUUCUUUUUGUUGCUACGAAUCAGUAUUUGAAUGGGCAGACUGUUGUUGUUGAUGGGGGAUAUGUUUUGGCUGCUGGGUCUGUUUAG